Messenger RNA from Xenopus tropicalis (tropical clawed frog), 2556 nucleotides. RefSeq names its product protein kinase C theta type-like. The coding region runs from base 29 to 1501 and encodes 490 amino acids. Gene Ontology annotation, molecular function: kinase activity; nucleotide binding; transferase activity. The record is from RefSeq and is a predicted model, not a curated record. The transcript is spliced from 9 exons. Lineage: Eukaryota; Metazoa; Chordata; Amphibia; Anura; Pipidae.
AACUUUGAUAGACUGUUCAAUCACUAAGAUGAGUAGCAAGAAAUCGGGCUUUAAAGCCCGAUUUUUUGCAGCCCUUAGAAACUUUCACAAAAAGCUGAAGGCUACAUUCACUUUAUCUACACGGAAAAAAUCGGAGAAAAAAAGUGAUGACCAGAAGGAGAAGAUGGACACACCUAGAAAGAGAGAGCGAGAGGAAAGCUCUGAGGGACACGGCAUCUCCAUAAAGAAGAGCAGAACCUACUUUGCUGCCCCCAGCCCAACACAAACGGAACCAACCAUGGCGAUGCCCGAGCUGCAAGAGAUUGCCCAGGCGAGCCCAUUGGUUGAACCGUGUUUGGAACUGGAGAAAAAAGAGGUUUCUGUCCCAAAGGAAGGAUUGAAGCGCCCAAGAACAGAAGAGGAUAAUGAAGAAAUACAUAUUAAACGACUCAAAUGUGCAGUACCCAGUGCUGAGGGUAUAGAAACCCCCCAACCAGGACCGAGUUCAGAAGUCGAACUUCCGAUCCCUGUUGACCGGACGUUAUGCCUCGGCAGAUUCACUUUCCAUAAAGUACUUGGAAAAGGAUCAUUUGGAAAGGUCCUCCUGGCACGAGACCUUCUCAAUGAACAGUGGGUAGCAGUGAAACAAAUCAAGAAGAGGCCACUGUUGAACCACACGGGCAGCGCCAAAAUUGAGAAGAAGAUACUGGAAUUAGCCCAGGACUGUGUGUUCCUCACUCGAGCGUUUGGUUCUUUUCAGACUGAGGACAGCAUUUACUUUGUGAUGGAAUAUGCAGCCGGAGGGAGCUUAUUCGAUCUCUGCGUUAAUGGGAACUCCAUGGAUAUCGAGCAGAUCAGGUUCAUAGCGGCAGAAGUUAUCUGCGGCCUGAAUUUCCUGCAUUCUCGGCUGAUUAUCCAUCGGGACCUGAAACUGGGAAAUAUUCUGCUUGAUGGCAGCGGUCACAUCAAAAUAGCAGAUUUCGGCCUCGCUGUACAGACUCGCUAUGGAUUGGCCAAAGGCCGAGCGGGAACAAGGGGGUACAAGGCUCCUGAGUUAACCCGCCGGGAGGUGUACGAUUGCUCUGCGGAUUAUUACUCACUCGGAGUAAUGCUGUUUUAUUUGGCCACUGAGCUGACAUCCAUAUACAUAGAAGAUCCAAGGGCGAAAGUAGGUAUAGACGGCCUGGAUUCUGACCUCAGGGACAUUAUCCAGAAGCUAACCUGUGACAAUCGUGUCGCAAGGAGGAACUUUGUCGUCACCAUAAAGGAUCAUCCGUUCUUUGCGUCCAUUAAUUGGGACGCCCUGGAGGCAAGAGAAAUAGAUUCUCCCUUGAUACUACCUCCAGCAAAGGACAUACCAGACGCGGUGCCGCACAAGACGCUGAUCAGCUCCGACAAAGACAAGACUCCAUUCACGUCCGAUCAACAAGCUCACUUUAAAGGAUUAUCCUUUGUAUGUAAAGAAUGGGGAGACACGGGAUCAUCAGAUCCAGAUUCCCAUUCUGCACAAGGGAAGACAUAAGGAGGCAGCUGUAGAGCGGUAGGAGGGAGCCGGCACAGGCCGCAGCUAUAGAGCGGUAGGAGGGGGCCGGCACAGGCCGCAGCUGUAGAACGGUAGGAGGGAGCCGGCACAGGCCACAGCUGUAGAGCGGUAGGAGGGAGCCGGCACAGGCCGCAGCUGUAGAACGGUAGGAGGGAGCCGGCACAGGCCACAGCUGUAGAACGGUAGGAGGGAGCCGGCACAGGCCACAGCUGUAGAGCGGUAGGAGGGAGCCGGCACAGGCCACAGCUGUAGAGCGGUAGGAGGGAGUCGGCACAGGCCACAGCUGUAGAACGGUAGGAGGGAGCCGCACAGGCCACAGCUGUAGAACGGUAGGAGGGAGCCGGCACAGGCCACAGCUGUAGAACGGUAGGAGGGAGCCGGCACAGGCCACAGCUGUAGAACGGUAGGAGGGAGCCGGCACAGGCCACAGCUGUAGAGCGGUAGGAGGGAGCCGGCACAGGCCACAGCUGUAGAGCGGUAGGAGGGAGCCGGCACAGGCCGCAGCUGUAGAGCGGUAGGAGGGAGCCGGCACAGGCCACAGCUGUAGAACGGUAGGAGGGAGCCGGCACAGGCCACAGCUGUAGAACGGUAGGAGGGAGCCGGCACAGGCCACAGCUGUAGAACGGUAGGAGGGAGCCGGCACAGGCCACAGCUGUAGAACGGUAGGAGGGAGCCGGCACAGGCCACAGCUGUAGAACGGUAGGAGGGAGCCGGCACAGGCCACAGCUGUAGAACGGUAGGAGGGAGCCGGCACAGGCCACAGCUGUAGAACGGUAGGAGGGAGCCGGCACAGGCCACAGCUGUAGAACGGUAGGAGGGAGCCGGCACAGGCCACAGCUGUAGAACGGUAGGAGGGAGCCGGCACAGGCCACAGCUGUAGAACGGUAGGAGGGAGCCGGCACAGGCCGCAACUGGGGGGGCCCUAUGGCCGGGUUUUUUCCUGUUUUUUUCCUGGUUUUUCCUGCUCACUAGCAACAGAUAUCAACACCAACGUGUCAACCGAGAAGAAGAUGGAUUUAAGCAAUAAAUGUUAA